Molecule: messenger RNA, 768 nt
Organism: Entamoeba invadens IP1
Lineage: Eukaryota; Evosea; Mastigamoebida; Endamoebidae
Exons: 1
Coding region: 1-768 (255 amino acids)
Molecular function (GO): zinc ion binding; nucleic acid binding
Source: RefSeq, a predicted model, not a curated record
AUGAGCAAUCCUGUCUGUGUUCGUGUGUUGUACAAAACAAACAAGACAACGGCCGAGAUCCAAAAUGAUUUCAGUGGCUUUGAAUUCACCUUCUUCGAUGUAAUUUCCCCGGAGCAAGUUUACUUGAAACCUCGUAAUGAUUACAAAGUCGAAUUUCGAACUGAGAAAGAGGUCGACAGUGCCAUAGCAGAGUUAUCUCACGCUCGCGUGUUUGAUGGCAGACGUCUCUUCUGUGCAAAAGACAAGAAAAACAAUAAGUGUCUUAUUUUAGGCCGUAUCCCCACCACCAAAACACAAGAAGAAGUUGAGAAGUUUCUCAUUGAAUUUAAGCCGGUGUGUGUCACAUUUGUUCAGCCUUUAUUAGACCAAAAAAGGUGUAACAUUAAAGUUGGCUUGAAAGAUGAGAAGACGGCUGAAAAAUUUAUCGAUGAAUACAAUGGGAAAGUAAUCGAUGGAGAGAUCGUCGAAGUUAUCAAAUUUGAAGUUAAAGAUAAAAAGUGUUUCUUGUGUGGCAAGACAGGACACAUCAGUUUGGUAUGCCCCGAGAAAGAUAAGUACAAGGACGAAACAUAUUAUGAAAGAAAACAAAGACUGGAAAAUGAAAGAAGAGAAGAAAGAAAACAGAAAUAUGCAGAGAAGGCGCAAGAAAAAGUUAAAAUUACGAAUGAAAGUGAAGAGAAUGAAGAAGAAGCUGAAAAUCUCCUCAAAAAUGCAGAGGUGGGACUGAAACAAAUGAAAAAACAGAAAAAGUCAAAUUUGAAAAAGUGA